AUGAUUUCCACCUGGGCCACUGCCUAUGUUGUGGUAAAGGACGUUCAUAUUAUCCUGAGGAACGAUAAGGAGUUCUCAGAGGCGGAAAGGCUGGACAUGCAGAGCUGCUCGUCGUCUGGGGGCGGAUUCCUUUGCUUCCAGGCGUCCAAGAGCAGCUUCAGCUUGGACCACCAUGAGGCAUUCACUAUGAAGAGCGACAACAAAACAAUCUCAAUCAAGAUCCCAGCUCCUCAAAUCCUGGGGUGGUGCUCGCAGUUGGCGCCGCAGGAUGACUCAUUGCCCAUGUACACGCCGUUUGGUGCAAAUAAGUUUGAGAAGCUCAAGGGUGAACAGUGA
Trichoderma gamsii is the source of this 336-nucleotide messenger RNA. RefSeq lists its product as hypothetical. The record is from RefSeq and is a predicted model, not a curated record. The transcript has a single exon. Lineage: Eukaryota; Fungi; Ascomycota; Sordariomycetes; Hypocreales; Hypocreaceae. The coding region runs from base 1 to 336 and encodes 111 amino acids.